GCGCUAAUGCUGUGAUUGGGCUGGCUGCUGCGUUUGGAGUUUGAAGUUGAAAAGAUUUACGUGACCCGUGUUUAGAAUUUGGGGUCCUCCCCCGCCGGCCCCCGCUUUGCGGAUUAUUUGGGAUUGCUUUUCUUUUGCGAAGUGGGAUGAGUUUGAUUUUUGUCAUUUGAAGUCAUUUUUCUUUUUGGUCUUCGGGGACUGGCAACGCUACAGAUUUCAUUGUGCUCGGGCUUUAUUUUGUUCUCGUCCACACUAGGUGCAAUCGAGGAACUCAAGAGAGAAUUUGGGAAAGUAACAAACAAAGUGCAGAAUCUGAAAGAAGGUUUUGGGUAGCAGGAGUUCUGGUUAACAGGGCAAACCAAUUCCACCACCAUGAGUUGGAGCUUCCUGACUCGCCUGCUAGAGGAGAUCCACAACCAUUCGACAUUUGUAGGGAAGAUCUGGCUCACUGUGCUGAUUGUCUUUCGAAUUGUCCUAACUGCUGUAGGAGGAGAGUCCAUCUACUAUGAUGAGCAAAGCAAAUUUGUGUGCAACACAGAGCAGCCAGGCUGUGAGAAUGUCUGCUAUGAUGCCUUUGCCCCACUUUCCCACGUGCGCUUCUGGGUAUUCCAGAUCAUCCUGGUUGCAACUCCCUCUGUGAUGUACCUGGGAUAUGCUAUUCAUAAGAUUGCCAAAAUGGAGCAUGGUGAGGCAGACAAGAAGGCAGCUCGGAGCAAACCCUAUGCCAUGCGUUGGAAACAGCAUCGGGCUCUGGAAGAAACGGAAGAGGACCAUGAAGAGGAUCCUAUGAUGUAUCCAGAGAUGGAGUUAGAAAGCGAAAAAGAAAAUAAAGAGCAGAGCCAACCAAAACCUAAGCAUGAUGGCCGACGACGAAUUCGAGAGGAUGGGCUCAUGAAAAUCUAUGUGUUGCAGCUGCUGGCCAGGACUGUGUUUGAGGUGGGCUUUCUAAUAGGGCAGUAUUUCCUGUAUGGCUUCCAAGUCCACCCAUUUUAUGUGUGCAGCAGACUUCCUUGCCCUCAUAAGAUAGACUGCUUUAUUUCUAGACCCACUGAAAAGACCAUCUUCCUUCUGAUAAUGUAUGGUGUCACAGGCCUCUGCCUAUUGCUUAACAUUUGGGAGAUGCUUCACUUAGGUUUUGGGACAAUUCGAGACUCACUAAACAGUAAAAGGAGGGAACUUGAUGAUCCGGGUGCUUAUAAUUAUCCUUUCACUUGGAAUACACCAUCUGCUCCCCCUGGCUAUAACAUCGCUGUCAAACCAGAUCAAAUCCAGUACACUGAGUUGUCCAAUGCUAAGAUUGCCUACAAGCAAAACAAAGCCAAUAUUGCCCAGGAACAGCAGUACGGCAGCCAUGAGGAACACCUCCCGGCUGAUCUGGAGACUCUGCAGCGGGAGAUCAGAAUGGCUCAGGAACGCUUGGAUCUAGCAAUCCAGGCCUACCAUCACCAAAACAACCCCCAUGGUCCUCGGGAAAAGAAGGCCAAAGUGGGGUCCAAAUCUGGGUCCAACAAAAGCAGCAUUAGUAGCAAAUCGGGGGAUGGGAAGACCUCCGUCUGGAUUUAAUCUCGGUUGGGCUUCAAACUUGGGGUUUCAUAGUUUAUGGUAAGCAGCAACUUGCUGAAUAAUGACUUCCAUUGAGUAAACAUUUGGCUCUGGCUAUCUUCAGGGAUGCUGUUGGCUCACGAUCCAAACUCCGGGGACUCUGAAGGUGGACCUGGGAUGAGUCGGGAGAGGGAGACACAGUGUUCCCAGGCACGUGUUCUCAGCAGUAAUGCAGUUGCAGAGCUUUCCGUUUGUGUCUUCCAGACCUAGAGAAGAGCUGAUAUAUUUAAAUCACUCUUGUUGGACAGUUUUGUAUGUACAGUAUUAUGGUACAGUUUUUUAGUAUGGUAACUUUUUUUUUGUAUUUGUACAUUGGACUGCUGUAGUUACACUUUUUUAUAUUAAAGGAAAAAAAUCCUUGUAAA
Molecule: messenger RNA, 1967 nt
Organism: Mus caroli (Ryukyu mouse)
Lineage: Eukaryota; Metazoa; Chordata; Mammalia; Rodentia; Muridae
Source: RefSeq, a predicted model, not a curated record